This is a messenger RNA of Arabidopsis arenosa, 1394 nucleotides long. The record is from the annotation of a GenBank genome assembly. Lineage: Eukaryota; Viridiplantae; Streptophyta; Magnoliopsida; Brassicales; Brassicaceae.
CACCAAAUAGACAACAAACUCAACACUCUUACACUUGCCAGGCAAAAUUCUUCUUGUCCCUUCUGCUCUGUUCCAUUCACCGACAUGAAAAUCCCUCUCGAACUCUAUGAGCUUUCGCCGAAUUACAAGAACCUAACGGUUUUCUUCAACUGCGACCCUCGUAUCCGUUACCUCGAGAAUUUCACUUGUUCAGAGGGCAGAAUUGGCUCGGUGUACCAAAGCCAAGCAUAUCAUCAAUCUUGUCAAACGAUUUUCAAUGUUAUCGCCCCUGAAGGCUUCGUACCUGAAGAAGAAGCGUGGAAUCUGAUCAUCGGUAAGGUCUUCGUGAUGGUUUUUAAAGCGGCGUUACUCCUAAUAUUUGUAGGAAGUUUGAUUGCAUCAGUGACUGAAUUCUUUUUUGAGAAGAUAGAUGCAUUUAAAAAUCCAAUGAUUGGGAAUUUUGAGGAACUUAUUCCGCUGAAACGGUAUAGCUACACAGAGAUUAGCGAAAUGACAAACUCAUUCGCUCAAGAAAUCGGGAGAGGGGGAUUCGGAAUUGUAUAUGGAGGAACCAUUGGGGCCGGUCUCAAGGUCGCAGUGAAGGUCUUGAAAGAGUCAAAGAGAAACGGUGAAGACUUCAUAAACGAAGUGGCGAGUAUGAGCAGAACAUCUCAUGUUCAUAUAGUCUCUCUUCUUGGAUAUUGCUUUGAAAGUUCCAAACAAGCGAUUAUAUAUGAAUUUGUGGAAAAUGGGUCACUCGAUAAGUUUAUAUCCGGCGAGGCCUCAUCCAUUGAUCUGAGAAAAAUGCUAUGUGGGAGUAAGGAAAGUGUCUUGUUGAUGUCAGAGAUGAGAGGAACCAUCGGGUACAUCGCACCCGAAGUGUUUUCAAGAAUGUAUGGGAGAGUCUCUCACAAGUCGGAUGUGUAUAGUUAUGGAAAGUUGGUUCUUGAGAUGAUAGGAGCAAGAAAGAGGAAUUCUGUAUCCAGCAACAACAUCAGUUCAAUGUACUUCCCAGAUUGGAUCUAUAAGGAUCUUGAAAAGAAAGACUCAUGCCCAUCAGAUCGCCCAUCAAUGAACAGAGUUGUUGAGAUGAUGGAGGGAAGCUUAAGUGCUCUUGAAGCUCCUCCUAAGUCUCUUUUACAAUUAUCUGCAUCGCCAAUGCUCCCAUCAUCUUGCCCUGAAGAAGAGAAUUCAAUCUUAUCCGAAGUAUGAUUCUUGAAAACGCAUGUUAUAUGUUUAAAUAUGUGUGUAAAUGUUUACUUCAACUGAUAUAUGCCUGAAAUAUGGAUAGAUUUACCCAUCGGUUUUUGAAUAUAAAAUAGCUAAAUGUAUACAUUAAAUCUUGAAAAAGGUAAAUUUUGCAUUCUUAUUGCCGUUUGAUACCUCUGCCUAAUUAAUAAAGUCAAUACUAGAGU